This is a messenger RNA of Cuscuta epithymum, 4030 nucleotides long. Lineage: Eukaryota; Viridiplantae; Streptophyta; Magnoliopsida; Solanales; Convolvulaceae. The record is from the annotation of a GenBank genome assembly.
UAAGAAAUCAAGUUACCCAAUAUAUAGAUUCUACAGCGUAACUCCUCCUUAGUUCUCGGUGUGGGAUAUUUCCAAUUUUUUUCCAAGUCUUCAAAUUGAAGCCUUUUUGUAGCUCUUGAAUUCUUAGCCCUUUACUUCGACACCUCAUCCUCUCUCCCAGGGGCUGCUCUUUACGCAGACGAAACAAAUAUCCUCUUUCUUUCGUUAUGUUCAGUUGGGAUUCCUUAGGAACAUGUUUCUAAAGUUUACACUUUUUCUAGUGGCAGGUGAAGCUUCAAUUUAUCUUGAUCGAUGAAAUGCCACAUAUGAGGUGAACGAAAGUAUGAUUAUAAUGUGACGGUGAACUGUAUCGGGAAGAACCCAGUUUUUGGUGGUUCAGUGGAAGAGAGUUCCAUAGAAAUGUUAUUGGUGUGAAGUUUUGUUUGGCGAUGGGAAUGAGAGCUGUGAGAAAUCUCCUCUGUGGAUCAAGGGUUUUGUCAGCUGGGCAGAAUGCUGUGAUCAAAAUGGAUUCCAUUUCAUACCACUGCUUGGAGGAACCAAAGUUGGAGUCUUUUUCGUCUGAUUGGUAUGAAAAAGCCUUCUCAAAGCUAUCAAUGUUAUCCCACUUGCUGAAUAAUGUGGAUGUCGUUAACGGUAGGACUGUUAAUGUUAUUGAUGAAUCGAUAAUUGAAGAUGACGUUUUGCUAGAAAACAUGCAUCUUUUUAAGUCUCUAGCAAGAGACUUUAUUGGGUGUCCUUUGGUUCAAGAAAUCAUGAGGAAAAAUAUUAUUAUGUCUUUAGGGAGCAAUGCAAAAGGUAACCAGCAGCUUCAUUGUUUUAAAAGAGCUGGUGAGAGAGAACCAAUGACCGUGGAUUCACUCACAAAGGUUUCUGAGUUCUUGAAUGUUUCAGCUCAACAAAGGAAGGUAGUCAGGGCAACGAUAUGUCCCCAGGUAACUCAACAUCAGAUAUGGACUGGUGCGCUUGAGGUGAUACUAAAUAAGUUGAAAUCUGAGAUGGAGUACUUAGAUUUUAGGUUCCCUAGUAAACAAACUAAAAUGGCAAAGCAAAUUGUUUUGAGCUGUCUGAAGGUUUUGGACAUUGCGAUUUCUUACAACCCCGAUUCCAGUUCAUGGAUGCGAGUUGCACCCACAAGAGAUGCCAAUUCACCUCCCACUUCACACAAAUGGGAAGACAUUCUUGAGAUGUUCAUUGAUCUUGCUGACUGCUUGAGUGAGGUAACAAAAUUAUCUCUAGAGGUUAGGAAGAUAGAGGUCAUGAAAGAAGGUCUCUAUCAGAUAAGGGAUAUUCUGAUAGAUAAAAACAUUGGAUACAGGGAAAACCGCCAUCAAGAAAGCUUAGUACAAAAGAUAUUAACCAAGAGACUGGGCCACUCAUCUCGGUGCUUAUUUACACUUCUCACGUAUUAUCUUUAUGGUAGCGUAAGCGAUAUUGAAGUAGAAGUUCGUGGGGGACUAUAUGCUGUUGGUCAUGGGGAUAAGUUCCGCCUGUGCAUGGGGAAAAUAUUGACAUCAUAUGAAGAGAAAAUGCUUUUGAGAGGAGUGAAGCAGCUUGAUCGGGCCCUGGGGUUGUUUAAGUUUAUAUGGGAAACAGCCGGAGUGAAAGGAGAUCUUGAACUGCAAGGCCAUUUAUGGUGCAUUGGCACUCAUAACAGAUCACUCACAUAUAGAGGGACUACAUUCUUGUUGCAUGGGAUUGAUUGUUUUCAUUAAGAAGGUUUACCACAGGGGAAGACACUUGAAUUUCUGUUCUUGAUCAUUGCAGCAGCAGCAGUUUAUUGUGCAUUUUUUUUCAAAAUAAGGAAAUUAGUUCGGCACGUCAAUGGGUGUCUGUUCAAGUGGCAAUAUAGGAACCAGAUUCUAAGAAGAGUAUAUUUCACUUACCUAGUCCUGUUUGAACUAUUUUUGUUCAUUUAGUUCUCACCAAAGACCAGGUAAGUGAAAUAUACUCUUCUUAGAACUUUAUAUGUAAUAUAUAUUCCCAAACUUUAUAUAAAAAGUUAUUUCCCCACCAUAAUUAUAUGUCUUUUACAAAUACAAAUUUAUUGGAAUAAUUAUAUUUUAUCAUAUUUAAAUUUGUUUUUGCAAUUUCAUAGAAUUUUAUGAUGUCUUAGAAUAUUUGAUAUUAAGUUCUCAUUCUAGUGAUAAUAAUGUCAGUAAAGAGCUUAUUUUAUCAUCAGUCAAGCCUCAAAAUCCACCAUGUUAUUUUCAUUUGGUGACAGAGAGUAGUGUUGGUACUUGGUAAACUGUUUUUUUAAUGAUUAACAAAUUGUAAUAUUGGAAAUGUAUAGGUUCUGGAGCUUGAUAACUGCAACUUGUUAACAACAGUGUCUUUGGAUCUUCCUAUGCUAAAAAGCAUAAGACUCGUGCAUUGCCGCAAAUUUGCUGAUCUGAACCUACGAAGUGAUAAGCUAUCAUCAAUUACCAUUUCUAAUUGUCCUUUGCUCCAGCAAAUUAGCAUCACUUCAAACUCUCUCAAGAAACUGGUGUUGCAAAAACAAGAAUGCUUAAUCACCUUAGCAUUGCAAUGUCCCAGUUUGCAAGAAGUGGACCUUGCUGAGUGUGAAUGCCUGACAAAUUCUGUCUGUGAAGUUUUCAGAGAAGAUGGUGGCUGCCCUAAUCUGAAAUCCUUGUUCUUGAUAAUUGUGAGGGCUUGACAUCUAUUGAAUUUUCCUGUACUAAAUUGAACACUCUUUCCCUAGCUGGUUGUCGAGGUUUAAAAUCACAUGAACUCAGAUGCCCUUAUCUUCAGCAAGUCUCAUUAGAUGGCUGUGAUCAUCUUGAAAGAGCUUCCUUUUGUCCUGUUGGACUUAGAUCUCUUAACCUUGGUAUAUGUCCCAAACUGAGUUUGCUGCAUAUUGACGCACCACAUAUGACAUCACUUGAAUUGAAGGGCUGUGGUGUACUUUCCGAAGCAUCAAUUAAUUGCUCAGUCCUGACUGCUUUGGAUGCUUCAUUUUGCAGGUAUUGAAAUUGCAAGCAUGCAAGUAUCUUAGUGAUACAUCUUUGGAACCUCUUUACAAAGAAAAUGCUCUCCCUGACCUGAUCGAGUUGGACUUGUCAUAUGGGACACUGCCAGUCUGCCAUUGAGGAAUUGCUUGCUUUCUGUACACAUUUAACCCACGUUAGCUUGAAUGGGUGCAUAAAUAUGCAUGACUUGGAUUGGGGCCGAAAUGGAAUUUCUCAUACAGUGUCGACAUUUGCAUCAGCUGUAUGUGACAUCCGCAUCACAAACAAACAGCUAACAAAUCGUUUGCUGCAGAAUCUCAACUUUGUUGGCUGUCCUAACAUCAAGAAGGUGGUAAUUCCCAUGGCGCGAUGCUUCCUUUUGUCAUCACUAAAUCUGUCCCUCUCUGCAAAUCUGAAGGAAGUCAAUGUUGCUUCCAACUUGUCUUCUCUCAAUUUAAGCAACCGUUGUGCUCUGGAAAUAUUGAAGCUUGAGUGUCCCAGAUUGAGCAACCUAUUCCUUCAGUCUUGCAACAUUGAUGAGGAAGCUGUUGAAACUGCUAUAUUCGGGUGUACCAUGCUAGAGACGCUUGAUGUCCGCUUUUGUCCGAAGAUAUGCCCAUUGAGCAUCGGGAAGUUGCGAGUUGCAUGCCCCGGCUUGAAACACAUCUACAGCAGCCUGGCACCCCCUUGAUGCUCAAAUUGCAACUCCACCACGUCUGGGAUCUGCAAUCCAUGCUUUCAUCAAUUUCCAAUUUUCACUUUUGGUUGUUCAAGAUCGAAGGCGUGUCUUAUUAUUAUUUGUGAUUAUCUAAAUUCUAAAAAUAGCGCUUCUUUCAUGUGCCUUUAUCAAAUUCCAAUAAUGCUUCAUAUUAUUACUAUUACUCGCAAGUCGCAAUGUUGAUUCUUUAGCGACCAAGGGUUUGUAGUUGAUAGAUGUUAUUCAAUAAGACAUAUAUGGCAAAAUAGAAUGCCAAAGUAAUCCCAGGUUGUAUUGUAUAUGCAUAAAACUUGUAGUUUGUGAAAAUGUACACUGAAAUAUGCAAAACUUUUGUACUUGUAGUAUAAACAUUCAAAGUUUUGGC